AUGGAUACCCUGUGGCUUAACCAGUUUGCCAUCCUUCUCUGGAAAAAUUUCAUAUUAAAGAAACGGAAGAUGGGUUCUUUAAUUGUGGAAAUUACCAUGACAAUGCUGUUCUGUGCAAUGAUUUUGGCUCUACGCAAAGCAACCAAAAAGGAAUUUAAACAACGUACUUUUUUUCCGCCUCUUCCCUUGGAUGAACUUCCCUCUUACCUCACUGAUAAGAAACAUGAAUAUGAAUUGGUUUACGUGCCUUCUGGAAGUGAUGUGGCAAAAAGUAUUACCGAGAAAGUGAAAGACUAUUUAAAUGCCAACCUUAAAGUUCGAGGCUUUCCUUCAGAAGAAGAUUUUGAAAAGUAUAUUAAAUAUGAAAAUCAAUCUGUUCUUGUGCUGGCUGCUAUCAUAUUUGAUCAUGACUUCAAAAACAGUAAUGACAGAUUGCCACUUAAGGUAAAAUAUCAUCUGCGUUUCCAUUCUGAAAAAAAGGCUCCAUGGUUUACAGAACUUCUCUUUCCAGUAAAUCCCUCUUUAGGACCCAGGAACCCAAACUCCCCACAAGGGGGAAAUCCUGAGUACUACAAAGACGGAUUCCUGCUUGUGCAGCAUGCCUUGGAUAAGGCCAUCAUUGUGUACCAUAAUGGCAGAGCUGCGGAAAUGCUAUUUGAAAAUGUCACCAUUUUUGUUGCCAGAUUUCCAUACCCUGCUUAUUAUAAAGAUGAUUUUUUUCUCUCUUUUUUAUCUCUCUUCCCUUUACAAGUUUUACUUAUAUUUUCUCUGACUGAACUUACUCUUAUCAGAACCAUUGUUAUGGAAAAGGAAACCAGAUUGAAGGAGUACCAGUUCAUGAUAGGGCUCAGUAAUGGUAUGCUCUGGGCAUCUUAUUUUGUCACGUUCCUUCUGAUGUUUUCAAUUAUCGUCUGUAUACUGUGCGUGGUUUUAUGUGCCAAGAUUGCACCUAUAGUUGUCCUCAAAAACAGCGACCCAUCCCUCAUCUUUGUCUUUUUCCUGUGUUUUGUCACGGCCACCAUAACCUUCGGCUUUCUGAUUAGCACAUUCUUCAAUAAAACUGCACUGGCUGUUUCUAUUGGAGGUUUCCUCUUUUAUCUUACCUUCUUUCCAUUUAUAAUAGUCAUCACCGUGUAUGGAAUGUUGAGCCACACGGGGAAGCUGGCUUCCUGUCUCAUUUCAAAUAUUGCAGUAGCUUUGGGGAUUACUACUAUAAGCAAGAUGGAAAUGAAGGAGGACGGUGCUAAGUGGAAUAACUUCUUGUCACAAGUGAGUCCAGAUGAUGAACUCACUCUUGCUCAAAUUAUGGGAAUGCUUUUAUUUGAUGCCUUCUUAUAUGGCCUUCUGACCUGGUAUAUAGAUGCUGUCUUUCCAGGAAAGUAUGGUGUGCCCAAGCCAUGGUAUUUCUUUAUGCAAAAAGGCUACUGGCUUGGAAGGCCUACAAGCAUUAGGAAAAAGGAAGAUAUGCAAGUUGUUAGUACAGUUCAAAAUGCUUAUUUUGAAGAAGAACCUGUUGGUUUGACGGCUGGUAUCAGGAUUCAACAUUUGUACAAGGAAUUCACAUUGCAAAAUAUGACAGUACUAGCAGUUCAAGACUUGUCUUUGAAUUUAUAUGAGGGGCAAAUCACUGUUCUUCUUGGUCAUAAUGGAGCAGGGAAGACUACUACCUUAUCUAUCCUCACAGGUCUCUAUCGUCCUACCAGUGGAAAGGUAUAUAUUAGUGGAUAUGAUAUCUCAAAAGAUAUAGUUCAAGCCAGGAGAAACUUGGGCUUGUGCCCCCAGGAAGACAUAUUGUUCCAUCACUUGACAGUCUCAGAGCAUCUCUACUUUUACUGUGUGAUAAAAGGAGUACCUCCAGAAAUACGUUAUAAAGAAAUUAACAAAAUGCUGAUAUCUUUUGACCUGAUAGAAAAGCGUGAUGCCCUUUCAAAGUCACUGAGUGGAGGAAUGAAGCGUAAACUCUCCAUUAUUAUAGCACUUAUAGGAGGCUCCAAGGUGGUGAUACUUGAUGAGCCAACAUCUGGCAUGGACCCAGUCUCAAGGAGAUUCACCUGGGAUGUCCUUCAGAAGCAUAAAGAGAAUCGUACCAUCUUAUUGACAACCCACCACAUGGAUGAAGCUGAUAUUCUGGGUGACCGAAUAGCUAUCAUGACAAAGGGUACUCUGCAGUGCUGUGGCUCUACAAUUUUCCUGAAAAAAGUUUAUGGUGUGGGAUACCACUUAAUUAUGGUAAAGGAUCGUCAUUGUGAUGUUAAAGAAAUCUCCAAAAUGAUUAAAUAUCACGUGCCAGAAGCCAGAUUGGAGAGCAAUGUUGCAGCUGAAUUAUCAUUUAUCCUACCCAAGGAGUACGCAAACAGGUUUAAAGAUCUACUUACUGAAAUGACAGACAGACAGGAAGAGCUGGGUAUUGCUAGUUUUGGUAUCUCCAUCACUACCAUGGAAGAGGUUUUCAUUAAGGUCAGUCAAUUGCAUAAUCCGACUUUGCAGGCCCUACCAAAUGAAGAUGAAAAUGAAGACACAAAUCAGAAUAUGAAUGUCCCUAGAAAUUUUGAGAGAACAUAUUCUUCCUCCAACUUGAGUAAACGCUCUAAUAUUACAUUUAAUACUGGGUGGACUCUUUACAGUCAGCAGUUCUUUGCCAUGUUCAUAAAAAGAGCAAUGUUCUCGUGGCGCAACUGGAAUUUGAUCUUGCUGCAGAUACUAGCAUUCGUGGGUAUUUUUUAUUUUUUGAUGAGCGAUGUGGAGAUUUCAAUAAGUGAAGAAAAACUUGACAGAGAAAUGGAUUUGGAACAAUAUGGUCAAACAAUUGUGCCCUUCUCAAUUUCUGGAAAUUCUGAGUUUACCAUGAAUUUCACGAAAAAUCUUGAGAUCUUGCUAAAGGCUAAGAAACAGAAACUUCAUAAAGUAAACGGCAAUCUGAUGGCCUAUUUGGCGGAUAGUCAAGAAUGCAUUUACUCAUGCAUAAUUGCAUUUUCCAUUGAGGUUAAUGGAAGUGAAAAUAUAGUUAACUUUUGGUUCAACAAUCAGGCAUACCAUUCAUCACCAUUAUCUCUGGCUGUGUUAGACAAUAUUAUUUUUAUGUCACUUUCUGGCCCUGAUGCUUCCAUUACAAUCAGCAACAAACCUCAGCCUACACGUUCUUCUGGUGGACAUGAAAAUCGAGCAUUGACAGGAUCACAAUUAGCCUUUAGUUUGUAUUUUGGUGUGAGUAUUCUUGUUAGUGGCUUUUGUCUCCUGACAGUAAAUGAGAGAGUCACUAAGGCGAAGCACAUUCAGGUUUUGAGCGGGGUUUAUGCCGCUAACUUCUGGCUCUCUGCUCUGCUGUGGGACUUUCUCAUCUUCUUCACUUCCUGCUGCUUACUAUUGGUGGUGUUCAUGUUCUCUGACUUGAAAAUAUUGGUCACGAAUUACCACUUUCUGGAUACAAUGCUCAUCUUCAUGGUGUUUGGCUGGUCUGUCAUUCCCUUCACGUACCUGAUAAGUUUCCUGUUUUCUAGUCAUACCAGUGCCUACACCAAGCUCGUCAUAUUUAACUACUGUGCAGGGACUUUUGGCGCAACAGCAGAUUUAUUUUUAUCCUCAACUCAGGGUGAAAAUGCUGCUUCUAAAAGCAUCCUGCUUAAUGCAAUGAUGGUGUUACCUAUACAUAAUUUUGGGAUGAGCAUCAGUCGGUAUUAUGAUAUCGAGUACACAAAAUUUGCAUGUGCUUCACCGGAAAAGGUUUCUCCCUUAAUGAAUUGUAGUAAAGCAGUAACUGAGCGUAGUAUAUAUACCUUGGAACAUGAUGCAGUUGGAAGAUACUUACUUGCAAUGGCUGUCACAGGACUUCUUUUCUUCCUCUUGAUAUUCCUUCUGGAGACCACCUUGUGGAAAGUGAAAACCUUUGUGUUUCGCUACAUUUUGUUUGGUAUCUUCAAAAAAUUAUAUAAGGAUAGAGUGUCCAAGGAAUUAUCUGGGGAAUCUGAAGAUGAAGAUGUACAAAAUGAAAGAAAUAGAAUCCUGGAGCACUCUCAAGAGUCACUGAAUGCUACAGUGCUUAUUAAGGAACUCACAAAGGUGUAUUUUUCAAAUCCAAUAGUUUUAGCUGUGAGAAAUAUCUCUGUUACAAUCCAAAAGCAGGAGUGCUUUGGGUUGCUUGGAUUAAAUGGAGCUGGGAAAACUACUACCUUCGAAAUUUUGACUGGAGAGGAGGUUGCUUCCUCUGGGGAUGUGUUUGUUGAGCGCCUCAGCAUCACCAAAAAUAUCCUAAAGGUAAGAUCAAAAAUUGGUUACUGCCCACAGUUUGAUGCCUUACUGGAUUUCAUGACUGCUCGAGAAAUAAUGAUCAUGUAUGCCAGAUUGUGGGGGAUUCCUGAGGCCAAAAUUAACAAUUAUAUAAAGAAGUCAAUGCAAGCACUGAAUCUGGAAUCCUAUGCUGACAAGUAUAUUUACACUUACAGUGGAGGAAACAAACGUAGACUGAGUACUGCUAUUGCCCUCAUGGGAAAGCCCUCAGUCGUCUUCCUGGAUGAGCCAUCAACUGGUAUGGACCCAGUAGCCCGGCGCCUACUCUGGAAUGCAGUGACACAGUCACGUGAAAGUGGCAAAGCAAUCAUCAUAACAUCUCACAGUAUGGAGGAAUGCGAUGCUCUUUGUACUAAGUUGGCCAUCAUGGUGAAGGGAAAGUUCAUGUGCCUAGGCAGCCCUCAGCAUCUCAAGAACAAAUUUGGCAAUGUUUACAUCCUAAAAGUCAAGAUCAAUACUGAUGAAGAAGAGAACAAAUUAGAGGAUUUUAAAACUUUUAUGGAAACAACUUUCCCAGGUAGUGAAUUAAAAGAUGAAAAUCAAGGGAUCAUUAACUACUAUGUUCCCAGCAAGAACAAUAGCUGGGGAGAGAUGUUUGGCAUUUUGGAGGAAGCUAAAGAAGAAUUCAAUUUAGAAGACUAUUCCAUCAGUCAGAUAACUCUGGAAGAAGUCUUCCUGACUUUUGCUGGCCAGCAGAACCCAGAAGCUGAGAAAAAAGCAUCUUGA
Molecule: messenger RNA, 5010 nt
Organism: Rangifer tarandus platyrhynchus (Svalbard reindeer)
Lineage: Eukaryota; Metazoa; Chordata; Mammalia; Artiodactyla; Cervidae
Source: the annotation of a GenBank genome assembly